AUGGGUUCUAACAAAACUAAAUUGCUAAAUUCAUGUGGUUUAAUAAUUGCAAUUUUAUGUCUUUUGCAAUUGAAUAUGUCAAGAGCACAAAAGGUGACAGCCAUGUAUGUGUUUGGUGAUUCUCUAGUUGAUGUUGGGAAUAAUAAUUAUUUGGAUACAGUAUUCAGAGCAAAUUUUCUUUUCAAUGGAAUUGAUUUCCCUGGUGGCAAACCAACUGGAAGAUUCAGUAAUGGGAAAAAUGCUGCUGACUUUAUUGCCGAAAAUGUUGGUUUAUCUACACCUCCACCGUAUCUUUCCAACAAGAAUGACCUCUUUCUGAAAGGUGUAAGCUUUGCCUCGGGAGGAGCUGGAAUUUUAAAUAGCACCAAUGAUCAUCCUUAUAAUGGAACAAUUUACCUCUCAAAACAAGUUGGGUAUUUCUCUGAAGUGCAACAAAGGUUGAUUAAAAAUAUAGGAGAAAGUGCAACAAAAAAACACUUGUCAAAUUCUCUAUUUACCUUUGUUAUUGGAAGCAAUGACCUUUUCAACUAUUUCACUUCAAAAUCCAGAUUCCCUACCAUCAAAUCACCACAAGAGUACAUUGAUUUAAUGUUAUCUACCUUUUCGAACCACCUAAUGCAAAUACAUGGUUUGGGUGGACGUAAAUAUGUGAUUGUUGGGAUUGGACCAAUAGGGUGCACUCCAGCGCAAAGGCUUCUGAAUUCUUCAUAUAAUUGUAACGAUGAGGCUAAUCAUUGGGCCAUAAUUUACAAUAAAUCUUUACAAUCCAUGUUGCUAAAAUUGAAGUCAAAGCUCAAGCAAGAUUUCAGCUACUCCUAUUUCAACAUCUAUGAUUUCUUGGUUGAUCUCAUCCAAAAUCCUACAAAAUAUGGUUUUCUUGAGGUUAAAUCUGCUUGUUGUGGGAUAGGGAAAUUAUAUGCUGAAGGUCCUUGUAUCCCUCUUUCAAAAUAUUGUCCCAACAGGAGUGAUCACAUUUUCUGGGAUGAAGUUCAUCCUACAGAGGCAACAGCAAAAAUUCUUGUUAAUACUCUCUUCAACAAUACAAAAAAAUAUGUAACCUCAAUGAAUUUGACCAUCAUGUAG
Solanum dulcamara is the source of this 1083-nucleotide messenger RNA. RefSeq names its product GDSL esterase/lipase At5g55050-like. Lineage: Eukaryota; Viridiplantae; Streptophyta; Magnoliopsida; Solanales; Solanaceae. The transcript has 5 exons. Gene Ontology annotation, molecular function: hydrolase activity, acting on ester bonds. The coding region runs from base 1 to 1083 and encodes 360 amino acids. The record is from RefSeq and is a predicted model, not a curated record.